Branchiostoma belcheri (Belcher's lancelet) is the source of this 3720-nucleotide messenger RNA. RefSeq names its product cadherin-23-like. Gene Ontology annotation, cellular component: membrane. The record is from RefSeq and is a predicted model, not a curated record. Gene Ontology annotation, molecular function: calcium ion binding. Gene Ontology annotation, biological process: homophilic cell-cell adhesion. NCBI's taxonomy places the organism in Eukaryota, Metazoa, Chordata, Leptocardii, Amphioxiformes, Branchiostomatidae. Bases 1 to 3720 code for a protein of 1239 amino acids. The transcript has 12 exons.
AUGUACCUCGUUGGUAUCGUACAGGACGUAAACGAGGCACCAACGUUGAACCUGAACAGCGUCGUCACGAUAGCUGAAAACUCCACAGUCGGGACGUCCGUUUUUAACGUGAACUGUGCAGACCAGGACACCACGAGUCCGAAUGGUGACACCGUCCUCACACACACCGAUACCGGCAAUUCGGGGUUCUUCGACGUGGCCAGUACAGGAGAGGUGACCCUGUCUAGUUCCACAGAUUUGAACUACGAGACCAAACAGCUGCACACCAUCACAUUUACCUGUACAGACGGAGGCACACCGGCGCUAUCAGCCACGGGGACUCUAGACGUCCAGGUCACCAAUGUUAACGAACCACCAGUCAUCACAAAUCCCAGUGCCGGUUCUGAAAUCAAAAGCAUUGACGAAAAUACAAGCCCGAACACUAACGUGUACCAGUUUGUCGCUUCUGAUGAAGAUUCCGGUGACACAAUGACCUGGACCAUCGACAGUCAGACUCCAAACACACAGUUUGUUCUUGACGGCGCUACCGGCCAGGUGUCUACAGUUUCUAGUCCAGUUUUGGACUUCGAGACCAACAAUCAGUACAUACUCGUCGUUCAUGUUGCCGAUAGUGCAAGCCCAAGCCUGACAGCCUCUGCCUCGCUUACAGUGAACCUGAAUGAUUUGAACGAAGCGCCAACCUUUACAGUCUUUCCCCCGUCGGACACAUUAGAUGUUGACGAGAACGAAUCAGGUUCUGCCGUCCUCUUCACAUACACGGUCUCAGAUGAAGAAAGCGGCUCGUUAACAUUUACCAUGGACACUAACCCAUCAGGUGGCACCGCUCCUUUCGAGUUUGUGAAGACAAGUGCCACAACGGCUGAUAUUCGGACGGUAGCGGCACCGAACAUUGACUUUGAGACUGUGAACCAGUACGAUUUGACACUGACGGUUACUGACGACGGUUCCGGAAACCUUAGCGAAGACCGGAGCUUGACCAUCUACGUACAAGACAUUAACGAAGCACCGGUUAUUAACAACACCGCAUCGUCGCUGACUAUGACUCUAGACGAGAACCAAGCUGCAAAUACUGCAGUCUUCACCUUUACCGGAAAUGACGAGGACCAACCGGGUGACACCUUAACUUGGAAGAUAACCAGUCAGAGCCCAUCGAGUCAGUUCGACAUCAACGCUGCCACAGGCGUGAUCUCCACGAGCUCCGCUUCAGUUAUCAACUUUGAGAGCGCGGAGACACAGUACGUUCUCGAUGUCACACUGGAUGACGGUACAGGGGCGAAUACCUUCACGGCUACGGCAACCUUAACCAUCAAUGUCCAGGAUGUCAACGAGACCCCAGACUUCACCAGCUUCCCCGGCUCGGCGUCUGUGGACGUGAACGAGAACACGACCGGCAGCGUGACUGUACAAAGCUUUACCGUGUACGACGACGACAACGCGCUUGUCUCCACCACCCAAGACAUCACCUACACCAUCGCUUUAGUGAGCCCGGCUGGAGCAACCCUACCGUUUACAUUCGACAAGGUGGACAACACCAAUGUCGAUCUGAACACAGACUCAACCGCCGCCAUAGACUACGAGACCAUGUGGUCUACCUACAGUACAAACCAGUACGAAGUUACCCUGACUGUCAGUGAUGGAACAAUUUCCACUCCGAGGACGUUCUACAUCAAUAUAAUAGACGUGAACGAAGCUCCAGUUAUCACAAACCUUGCGUCUUCGCUGUCCAUCACAAUCGACGAAGACGAAUCGGGCGGGAAGAAUCUGAUCUUCUUCACGGGGACGGACGAAGACUUGCCCGGGGACACUCUGACGUGGUCUAUCGCAAGUCAAACGCCAAGCGCUCUCGGAACGAACUUCGAGAUUGGGCCGUCUACGGGAACACUGAGCGUCGUUUCAAGCCCUAACCUCGACUACGAGCAAGAAACGCAGUACCUUCUCCAAGUCGAGCUAAGCGACGGCACAGGAGCUGGACGUCUCACAGCCACGGCGACCUACACUGUCAACAUUCGGGACAUCAACGAGGCGCCAUCUUUCUCGGAUACGUCACUGACGUACGAAGUGGACGAAAACUCGGCCGGUGGGGUCGCAGUUUGCCCCACCAGUAACACGGCAUGCACUACAACCCUACAGGGCACCGACCCUGACGGCGACACACUCACGUACUCACUCAUCUCGUACAGUCCCGUAGAAGACGGAUACUCCAACCCCUUCCAGCUAACCCAGUCAGGAAACGACCUAGUCCUAGAGACCGUGGCAAGUCCUGAGUUAGACUACGAGCGAGCCACAGCGUACACUUUGAAAAUUCGCGUCAAAGAUGGAAGCACAUCCGGAAGUAAGUCCUCAACUGGAGAGAUCACGAUUAACCUCGUAGACUUGGACGAGUCGCCGGAAUGGAGGAACUUGCCGAACAGCGUCACCGUGAGCGAAGACAUGGCGGGGAACCAGAAGGUGUACACGCUAGACGCCGUGGAUCCCGAGGGGGUUGCAGUGACAUACGCCCUCAACACCGUAACGACAGCGUUCCAACUAGUGGCUGGUACGGGCGAAAUCAGGACCACGACGACCCCGAAUCUCGAGUCCGGGGCUUUCCUGUACACAUUAGAGAUAGAGGCUGUCGACGCCAGUUUCAACACAGCCACAAGCACGCUCACAGUCAACGUGGCUUUCUAUGACGACAGUCCACCGGUUUUUAGUCCAACCACCUACAACGUGAAUGUGAAUGAGGGAGAGAGUUUGGGGACGACCGUCACCACCAUCGCGGCUACGGACGCUGAUGUGGGCGAUGUUGUACAGUACUACAUUACAGGAGGAAACGGGUACUUCCAGGUGGACAGCUCGGGCGUCAUUACGACCGGAACCGAGCUGGACCGGGACGCCGUCGGCUCCCCGGCCUCCUACACCCUAACCCUCACGGCAUACGACACGUCAGGUCUCUCUGCACAGGCCACGGUCACCGUCAACGUGGACGCCGUCAACGACAACGCACCGAUAUUCUCCCAAACUGUGACCUCUGUAGACGUCACAGAGAACACCGCCACGACCACCUCUGUGCUCCAGCUGACCUGUACGGACGCUGACACAGGCACAGACGGGGACCUCGUGUACGCCAUAGACUCCGGCAACACGGACGGCCUGUUCGGGCUGGAUACAAGUACGGGGCUGAUCACGGUCGCCAUCGCCAUAGACAUGGAAGCCGCUGCCAUCAUCUCGGCAAACUUCAGGUACACGCUGAAGGUAACGGCCGUGGACCAGGCCGCUGUGGCCGCCGACCGUCUCACCAGUACUGCUACCAUCUACGUCACCAUCACUGGUCAGAACGAGUUUACCGCAAACUUCACCACUAUGCCGGCCAGCGACACUGUUACACUGUCAGAGGACACAGCGGUGGCGACUACGGUCACAUCUGGUGUUGCGGCUACUGAUGGAGACCAGGGAUCCCAGGGUGACAUAGUGUACGCCAUCACGGGAGGAGACACCUCCACACCGCGUACCUUCACCAUGAACCCCGACACAGGCAGGAUCGUACUGGCUCAGCCUCUGGACUUCGAGACCACACCGGUAUACUUCCUGGAACUGUCCGCUAUCGAUGACGGCAGCCCUGCUCUGACGGGUACGACCACCCUGACUGUGAGCGUGACGGACGUGGAUGACGCUAGCCCCACAUUCAGCGCAGAGACAUACGAGGCAACGGUCAGGGAGGACGAGACAGCAAUGUUAUGA